AGCAAGAUUUGUAGUAGUGCCCCGGGGUUUAAAUGGACUGCCUGCCUGACUGACAUUCCCAUAGUUAUCUUAGUUUGCUCUGUCUCUUGCUUCUUUUCCAUUUCUUACCUGUGAAGCCUGUGUUGGAUUUCCAACAUUUGAGGACAUCUGGAGGCUUCCACCCACAGGAUAUCUCUGCAUGUGUCUGGUUUCCACCUGAUCACCUCUCACUGCUGCUGCUGAUCUGUUUGAUUCUCUGGAUUGAGUGCUGCCUGCUGUGGCUUUGCAGCUGCUUUCCUCACACACAGGAGUAAGGACUCAGCCGUUGUGAUUAUAGGACAAGAAACAAGGAGUCAUCAUGUCGCAAACAGCUGUAUCGACCAUUUCAAAAUUCUACAGUUUUGUAGAAUUGAGGACUGAUGAACGAAUCAAAAGUUAUCCCCUCAUGCAGAGACCUGUAGGGAUGAACCUCAUCCUGUUGACCUAUGUAAUCUUCUCAAAGUACAUUGGACCUCGCCUGAUGGCAAACAGGAAGCCCUUUCAUCUCAACACAGCCAUGAUUGUCUACAACCUCAGCAUGGUUUUACUAAAUGCCUUCAUUGUCUAUGAGUUCCUGAUGGCCGGAUGGGCAACCACCUACACGUGGAAAUGUGACCUCGUUGACACCUCAACCACCCCUCAGGCUUAUCGGAUGAUUCGAGCGUGUUACAUGUUUUAUAUGUCAAAAUAUUUCGAACUCCUUGACACGGUAUUCUUUGUGCUGAGGAAGAAACAAAGCCAGAUCACAUUUCUGCACGUUUUCCAUCACUCCUUCAUGCCCUGGACGUGGUGGUGGGGCAUCACCCUGACUCCUGCUGGAGGAAUGGGCUGCUUCCAUGCCAUGGUGAAUGCAGUUGUCCACGUUAUCAUGUACUUCUACUACCUACUCUCUGCUUCAGGACCUCGCUUCCAGAAAUACCUUUGGUGGAAAAAAUACAUGACCGCCAUCCAGCUUAUACAGUUUGUCAUCGUCUCAGCUCACAUCAGCCAGUACUACUUCCUGGAGAAGUGUGACUACCAGAUUCCAAUGUAUAUCCACUUGAUUUGGAUGUAUGGCACCUUCUUCUUCCUCCUCUUCUCUAAUUUCUGGAUUCAGGCCUACAUUAAGGGAAAGCGGCUUCCUUCUGUGGAGGAAAUGCCAAAACAGAACGGCUCAGCCAGUAAACCUAUCGCUGUGUUGGCCAACGGGAAACACAUGGAGAAUGGAAAUGGGCACCACCACACCAACGGCCAUUUCGUCAUGAGUAACCUCGUCAUGGGCAAAGUAAAGGAUAUCUAACUUUGUGACUUUGGAAAUCAGGAGGAGACAUACAAGAAGUCGAUAUAGAGCUACCUUGAAAGUCUCAUCCAGCAUUCAGACCUUGUAGCAUAUUGGAUUGGCACAAUUUCAAUAUGUUACUUCUAAACUUUACAUGUUCUAUAUACAUUUAGUCUUAUGCACACUUGUUUUUGAUGGGUGUUUUGGUGAAGAUCUCUUCUUACCACAUUGUGUUUGUUAGUUGUUGUGAAAACGAUUAACUGUGAUGAACACUGUAUGAAGAUUGGUGCUCACUUUGUCACUGAUGGUAUCUUCAACUCGGGCUUGGUCCGCACCAGCCUGACUUACUGUCUAGCGGCAGGACUAUUGUUCCCUGGGUUUAUCACACAGUUUCCACUAAAGACCAGUAAAUUGAAACACCUGCUACAAAACAAAGCUGUUGUAAAUGUCAAAUAUUCAGUUUUGUUGUUUUUAUUUAUCUUUUUGAAAUAAAUCUUUUUAGAUAAA
Molecule: messenger RNA, 1783 nt
Organism: Notothenia coriiceps (black rockcod)
Lineage: Eukaryota; Metazoa; Chordata; Actinopteri; Perciformes; Nototheniidae
Gene: elovl1a
Product: ELOVL fatty acid elongase 1a
Exons: 8
Coding region: 338-1297 (319 amino acids)
Biological process (GO): fatty acid elongation, monounsaturated fatty acid; very long-chain fatty acid biosynthetic process; sphingolipid biosynthetic process
Cellular component (GO): endoplasmic reticulum membrane; endoplasmic reticulum
Molecular function (GO): fatty acid elongase activity
Source: RefSeq, a predicted model, not a curated record